Messenger RNA from Bursaphelenchus okinawaensis, 2425 nucleotides. The record is from the annotation of a GenBank genome assembly. NCBI's taxonomy places the organism in Eukaryota, Metazoa, Nematoda, Chromadorea, Rhabditida, Aphelenchoididae.
AUGCUCAAAUACGCGACCAGUAGCUACAGCGGAUCACUCAGUUCGACGGUGGCGCCAGUAAUUACUCGCAAAACCUCGUUUUUGUAAGCGUUUUGUUCUACUGAUAACGGGUUAUUGACACUUCAUAACAUUACUGAUAUGUUAUUCAUAAUACUAGCGAUAUAGGGGUAAUAACUAUAGUGAUAUUGUAUGUGUUAUUACUGAUAUCUUGUUAAAAGCCUUAGUGAUAUCUUGUAAAGACCAGAGUUGUUUAGUAGUAAUUGCAAUGUAACUUUAUUUACUUUUUCAAAAUCAACUUCAAAAUUUUAAGGAAUUCAGAAUGCGGCUACAGCAAGUCCACGGUGAUAUUCAAGCACGUAUCACUGCCCUUGGUGUGGCCUUCUUCAGAAUAUUACGAUAGUAGAAGAGGCAAGUGCACUAUAUCACCUUUAUUUACUCUUGCUUAAAAAUUGAUAGAAUUAGUUGAGGCUACCUACUGAUGCCAUAUCUUUGCCCUAAGACAAUAUUAAUGUUACAGAACCCCGCACCUUUGCCGUGCAACUGUUGUUCAAGACUUCAGACGGCAAAGAAGUGUAUUCGAAGCCAGUAGAAGGAGUAGAACGAAGCCAGAUUGACAUUUUCUUUGAGCAGGUAUUCUACAUGUAAGUCUACAUUACAGUAGGAGUAACGUUUCAGAGAGAACCAAGGACCAGACUUUGAGAUUGAGAUUCUGGUACUCUGUAAGAGGACCGAUCGCUUUGCCGAGACUAUCUUCCACACAAUGUCAAGGUCCAUCAGUAGGAGUAUGGGGCAUUCGUUUGUAAGUAGACAUAAUACUCCACAAUAUUUAAAAUGACAUCAACGUAGCGCGACAUUUGGAGAAAUGAAAAAUAAGGACACGAUGAAUAAGGAAACGAAAUAAUGGGAAAUACACUAAUUUACAAAAUUCGUGUAGUGCCACUUUGUUUAUCUCUUCUUAUUGUCUUCCUUCAGAAAAAGUACAUGACAGCUUCAAACACUUUGGCCGAGUUUGACCGUAACAAAUUCGAAAACUACCGUAACCCCGGAAGCAUGAUUACGGUAGCCAGUGCCAGUUUCAAACUGUGCAAUUGCAGUAUCUCAGGCCAGACACACAACUACACCCUCCAUUUACAUCAACAACCUCCAACCGUACCUCAAUCUCACGUGUUACCAUUGUUCGGUCGCAUCGUAUGUCAAUGUCUGAUACAGCCUUUGUCAUUGGCACAGCCGCUAGGCCAAGGAACGCUGAACGUGUUCUACGAAGAUGGCAACAUCAUACUACAACAGUUGUUCUGUGUGCUACGAGGAACCUUCCUGAGGUGCUUUAACUGUGAACCGAGUAGAAUCAAGGCUACCACCAAGCCUGACAUGGUAUUACCUAUUGAUAAGGUGACUUUUAAGUUUAAGAAGGUCUUUUGGUGACUUUGUUUAUAUUGUUAAUAAAUUUAUUUUCAGAAUACCAGAAUAGAACCAACUCCCUUCCCAACGUCAGUCAGGUUAAAGCUACUUGAUGUGUAUACUCAGAAGGUUCAGAAUUUUAUAUGUAUCGCUUCUACACAGACCUCGUUCUUGGGGUGGAAGAACGCCUUAAAACUACAGAUUCGAGACUCAGGUACGGCAACAAUGUUCUUUAAAGCAAUGUGUUACAGUACCUCUAAAACACCAAUGUACAGUACCAUAAAACUAUUUUUCAUUUUCUGAAUUCUCAAAAUUGACAUAUUAUACAAGGUAAAUUCAACUUCCAGAAGUAUGGGACAGUUUUGCCAACUCCAAAAUCAACGUCCACGGAGCUUUGUUACCUAUAUUACCUCCAAAAACCGUGCGAUUUGGGAAUACGGUAUUCAGUUCGACUGAUACGGCUCCACCUCGAUAUGGCUUCGAACUCCAAUCGAUACGGAAACGGUCUCAGCUACAGAUCAAUACCUACAAAGAAAAUGGCACCACAAUUGCUACGAAGGACAACGCAAAUGGCACUACUAGUCCUAUAAAGGGGAAUACGGUAACCAAAACUGAUAUGCCAAGAGCAGAGCUACCAAGGUCACACUUUGAAGCUAACAAAGCUAUAGGAAAGCCGAUUGUACCGCCCAAACCCAUAGUGUCACCCAAACCAGUUGCAGUGUUAACUAACCCCCAAGACAAAAGUAAAGAAAGUACGAGACAGCCGGCUCUAUCAUAUAAACCAGCUGUACCUCUAAAGCCAGCUCCAAGGUAUCAUCAAUAUACGGUAAACGACAGUGCCCCGUACGUGUUGACAUUGAAGAUAGGAGAAGGUAAGAUAACUUUUGAACAGUUUAAUAGCUUUUCCUCGUUUAACCUACCUGACGUUGUAGGUGUAACACGUAACCCUUCAAGCGUUGUCCACCCACGAGGCCGUUCCCAGACAUACGAUGUCAGCUCGCCUUUACACGAAUACACCCGGCUGUAA